Messenger RNA from Cherax quadricarinatus, 3367 nucleotides. RefSeq names its product transcription factor Sox-2-like. Gene Ontology annotation, biological process: regulation of DNA-templated transcription; cell differentiation; anatomical structure morphogenesis. The record is from RefSeq and is a predicted model, not a curated record. NCBI's taxonomy places the organism in Eukaryota, Metazoa, Arthropoda, Malacostraca, Decapoda, Parastacidae. Gene Ontology annotation, molecular function: RNA polymerase II cis-regulatory region sequence-specific DNA binding; DNA-binding transcription factor activity, RNA polymerase II-specific.
CAGAGUUCAGUUGUGUAUUUGGCGUGAGAGGAGGAGGUUGCGCCACACAGUGCCGAGAGAGAGAGUGAGAGUCGCUGUGGACUUAGCCUGCCAACGCCAAAGGCAUAGGAGAUAACAAUGUUACCAUUUGCAAAUUAUGAGAGGGUUCCAGCACCCAUCUCGACCCCUACAGUGUUUGGAUCUAUGCUGGUCAAUGACAACUCCAAUACGCCCUAUUCGGAUGCUACACAGACUAAGAAACAUCCGCCCAACCACAUCAAGCGGCCAAUGAACGCCUUCAUGGUGUGGUCACAGAUGGAGAGGCGGGAGAUCAUCAAGUUCGCUCCUGACAUGCACAACGCGGAGAUCUCCAAGCAGCUGGGACGCCGCUGGAAGCUGCUUUCAGAGGAGCAGCGGAGGCCCUACCGUGACGAAGCUGAGCGUCUGAAGCAGCUGCACAUGCGCGAGUACCCCAACUACAAGUACCGCCCACGUAAGAAGGGACAGAAAGCCCAGCUGAAAGGCGUGACAGAGAAGAAUGGGGGAAAGAUCGGGAAGGCCAAAGACCACACCAUGACCAAGGACCGGGCCAAGAAUGUGGUGAAUAUGAUCAGCAACACACGCAUCACUCAUACUCAUGGUCUCGAUGUCGAUCACAACAAACUGGGCAUUAAGAUUACCAUCGACGAUGACUUCAAGAGGUCUCAUAGGAUGCCUCAGAAUGGUGCCAUGGCACUAACCCCACAGUCCCCCCCAGAAGUGCCCGACAGCCCUCCAUGUGAUCUCCCAGAUUCUCCCGAGAGUGCCUCAAUGUACGAAGACCAGCCAGCCUUCUCCUAUAACCCUUCUGUCACCUCCCAGUACCAUUCAACCACUUCAUCUACCAGUUCCAACUCUCUGACCACACACAAUCACACAUCCAUCCACAACACACACUCCAGUCCCAGCAUAAUAAAGCAGGAACCGGAAGAUCUUUACGAAUCCGUCUACACUCCACAGAGUCUAGCGUCGCCUGGUCUCUGCUCUCCCGUAAGUGAAUCUCCAACCACACCUCACUUUAAGACAGAGAUCAAAACAGAAAUGAAAAGUUCACAUGAGUUUUCCAAUGAACAGACGGUGGAACACGCCACUCUGGACGACUUGUACAACAUCACAGAUUUCAUUCCCAUUUCUGACAUAAAGAUGGAUUUGGAUUCCCUUGAUGCUGCUGAUAUUGACUUCGACGCCGUCAGCACAAGCUCGGGGUCCCAUUUCGACUUUUCCAGCAUGACUGAGGAAACUGAUCACCUUUUGUCAGAUUGCGGUCUCUCCCACACGUGGAUUGGUUCCAGUAGCUUUCUGCUAUAGGCAGGGAGUCUGGGAGUACUGCAACGAGUGUUGAUUUUUAUAUACAUUGAAAUAAAUAUAUAUAUAUAUUCUUUCGUGUUUACAACGAAAGACAGAAUUAUCUGUCCAACAUAGACUUACUGUACUCUAGUGAAGUCAAUAGUAUUGUACACGAGAGACAUGUUGGAUCGGGACCAAAGUCCUAGCCAAGCUUUCAAAGCGUCCAUAACGGUGCCAGUGCCUUCAACCAUUGUUUCCUAAUAAUAUUUUCAGCAGUACCACUAAAGAUUUAAGCCAGCCAGUCGCAGUUAACGCAGUCUGGCCAAUAAAAUGGUGCACAAAAAUCAUCUCGGUGAUGUCAAAUUUACUAGCCUCAGCUGCCAACCAUCUACAGUUUGCUCUAAUGUUUCUCUCGUGGAAAAGAACAACCAUUGAGUGUAAGUCAUGUUAACCGUAUUGUUAGAGAGAGGCUUUCUGUGAUUCUUUUGUCGUAUGUAAGUGUAAGUGGACGGUUUGAAGUUGUGUAGUUCUUACGAACUGAAAGGACAGAGAAAGCUUCGGGUCUCCAGAACAACAGUCUAUUUUUUGGGAGAGACAAAAGGUGUAUAUUGAUCGUAAUAGUGAAAUUGGUUGAAGAAGCUGAGAUAAACAAAGGUCCCUAAGAGACUAUACAUUUCGUGACUGCCACUGCAACAUGGACGAACGUCAAGGAAAGACCGGGCUAUGAUGCAGGUUGAUGUGUGAACGUUUUGGAAGACGAAGGAAUACCAGGAUGAGUGUACUGCAGGGGAUACCAGUCGACAACAGUGCAGAGACGAAGUCGACAGCCACAAGUUUUGAGCCACAUCUUCAGUUCUUGGUUCUUGAAUUGACGACUAUGUUCAUCUUGUUGAACUGAAUAGAUUUGAGCCGUAGACGAAGGCGUGCUGACUCCUCAGCCAUUUUGCUUCCCCAGCGGGCAUUGGAUCAAGCUCCAGUGACGUCAUUAGUGCAAUAAACCAUCUUACAAGACAUAUUUACGUUCUCCCAGAGUAAUUUGAAACAAUAGUAUGAUUACCUUUUUCUUUUUCACAUUGUUCUUUGAGGAUAAUUUUGAAGGGGUUGAUGGGGGGAAAAUUGUGAUAUGAGAAUUUGACAAGUCACUGGCGAAGAACUCGCUGGUGAUGGCCAGUUGGUAUUAUUUUCAAGUACUUACAUGAUGUCACUGGACUGACUGUGUUUACAACCCACCUGAUGUUGAUGACAUCACCUGUUGAUCAUGUCACCGGUUGCUAAUGUUACCUGAUGUUUACAACGUCGCUACUUUUUAAUGGAGUAUUGACGAGGCUAAUAGGAAAACAUGGCAGGUUUUUUUUUCUUUUUUUGUUUUUGUCUUUGGAAUUCUAGUCAGUACACCAAUAUUACUUUUCUUAGUAAUAACCAUGUCAAAUAUUUUGUCAUGUUUUAUUUUGGGGGACGUUUAAUAAUGUUUAUUUAAUGUUCGCUAUGUUUACUCUUUCAAAGUUUAUAGAAAUUUUUGAAUCGGUAGAAGGAAAUUCCUGUACAUUAUGAAUAAUUUGCAUAUAUAUUAUUAAGAAUAAAAGCAAAAAAAAUAUAGUUGCUCAAAACUUGUCAAAGUCUAUAGCUCUAAGACAGAAUUUUUUUUUUGUUUUGAAAGAACUACGAACAUCAGAAAUCUUCACAUAUGAUCUCAUUAUUUUCAGUGACAAACCUAUUAAAUUAUUUUGGAUUUCGGGAGGUUUCCUGCCUUUUAAAAUUUCCUGUCUUUUUUUUUACCGUUCUCGGUUUCGUGAAUAUUUUUAUUAAAUUUUUUUCUCCCCUGUUUUUAUUUCUGAUCUUUUCCUUCUGCCAGGAAUAAAAGCUGUUUUAUUGUUGUACAUAGUGUUAUACCAAGAUAUUCCUUGUACAGUUAUACCAAGAUAUUCCCUGUACAGUUAUACCACAAGGCAUUUCUUCAAUACAGUCUUUUUUUAUAUUUUGUAGAGGCAGUGCCCGGGGCAGUGCCAGUUGUGGCACUGUCUCCCUGGGGCUCACAAAUAAAUUUUUAUAUGUUUCAAGUGAU